Neoarius graeffei (lesser salmon catfish) is the source of this 2384-nucleotide messenger RNA. RefSeq names its product pyruvate dehydrogenase complex component X (gene pdhx). Gene Ontology annotation, biological process: pyruvate decarboxylation to acetyl-CoA. Bases 207 to 1646 code for a protein of 479 amino acids. Gene Ontology annotation, molecular function: acyltransferase activity. Gene Ontology annotation, cellular component: pyruvate dehydrogenase complex; mitochondrion. NCBI's taxonomy places the organism in Eukaryota, Metazoa, Chordata, Actinopteri, Siluriformes, Ariidae. The transcript has 11 exons. The record is from RefSeq and is a predicted model, not a curated record.
UGAAAUAUUAACGUGCUGUGUAGUCAAGGACACUCAAGAAGGAUAUUUGCAAUAAGCCUAUGUAAGUCAGGGAGAAAAUGCAAAAGAGCAAAAUUAAUAUAACUGGUUACAUUUAGCAACCGUGUCGGUCAGCUUGAUGAAAAAAAAAAUCCGCUGACAUUGGGUUUUUGAACAGGCUUCUUUUGGGCAGGCUUCAGGACGCAAACAUGGCGGCCUCCUUACGGCUAGGACAUCGAGCUGUUUUAACUGGUUUGAGAUUUAUUUCGUUUAAAAAAUGUCCCCACUUAAGUCAGAGCUCGUCCAGGCAUUUGUUUCAGUCGGCAUAUUUAUUGGGGGUCGCCCCUCUCAAAGUGCAGAUGCCUGCCCUCUCCCCCACCAUGGAAGAGGGCAACAUCGUGAAAUGGCUGAAGAGCGAAGGUGAGGUGGUGGCAGCUGGCGAUGCUCUCUGCGAAAUUGAGACAGACAAGGCUGUGGUUACCAUGGAAUCCAAUGACGAUGGAAUACUAGCUAAAAUCCUGAUGGAGGAAGGGAGUAAAAAUGUGCGUUUAGGGACUCUUAUUGCUUUGAUGGUUGAAGAAGGGGAAGACUGGAAACAAGUGGAAAUCCCUCCUCUUGUCUCCUCCCAGCCUGCUCCAGCUCCUCACCCACCUUCAGCUACGCCGCCCUCGCUAGCACCUGGAGCUGCACCUGCUGUUGGACUGUUGCGGUUGAGUCCUGCUGCCAGACACAUUUUAGACACACAUGGUUUGGAUCCUCACUUGGCUACAGCCACUGGACCACGAGGGCUCAUCACUAAAGAAGAUGCCCUAAACCUCUUGAAGAAAGGAGAUGCAGGCCAACGAGCAGCUCCAGUAUCUGCACCUCCUCCAUCUUCUCCUUCUUCCCCUCAUGUUCCUCCACCAGCUCCUGCCUCUGGACGGCCUCUUCAUCCAGCCAUCUCGGUCCCUGGAAAACCUGAUGCUCCAGGCACCUUCACAGAGAUCCCAGCCUCUAAUGUGCGGAGAGUGAUCGCACAGAGACUCACGCAGUCCAAAACCACCAUACCUCAUGCAUAUGCCUCAGUGGACUGUGAUCUGGGUGCCGUGAUGCAGCUUCGCAAAGAGUUAGCCCAAGAGGAGAUCAAGGUGUCUGUCAAUGAUUUCAUUAUCAAAGCUGCUGCUGUUACACUCAAAGAAAUGCCAGAAGUCAAUGUGACCUGGUCAGGAGAUGGACCACAAGCACUGGACUCCAUCCAUAUUUCUGUUGCCGUGGCAACCGAACGUGGCCUCAUCACACCUCUCAUUAAAGAUGCAGCGGACAAAGGCGUGCAGGAGAUCGCCGCCAAUGCCAAGGCGCUGGCUCAGAAAGCAAGAGCAGGGAAACUGUUACCAGAAGAAUAUCAGGGAGGAUCCUUCAGUAUCUCUAACCUGGGAAUGUUUGGCAUCAGCGGCUUCAGCGCAGUGAUUAACCCUCCUCAGUCGUGUAUCCUGGCAGUGGGGCGAUCCAGGGCUGAGUUGAUGCCAGCAGCAGAGGGCCUCUGCACACAGCACCUAAUGACCGUCACCCUGUCCAGCGAUGGGCGUCUAGUAGAUGAUGAGCUUGCCUCACGUUUCCUUGAAAAAUUUCGCAAUAAUUUGGAGAAGCCCCAACGCAUGACCCUUGUUUAGAAAAGAGGACAGAAGUACAGAAAAGUAAAAAGAGGAGUACAGCAGACUGAAUGUUACCAAUUAUCUACUAUAGCAGAGUUAAUCAACAUUGACUAAAGAAAGCUAUUUAAAAAAUAAUAAUAAAAAUCCUGGCACACAGGUAAAUUGAGCCAUGUUACUCAAGUCCCUUCUUUAAGUUAUAUUUUUUGAAAAUGAAAAGAUUUUGUUUUGGCACAUUUGGACUUGUAUGGGUAUUUAAAUAUUUCACUAAUAUUAUAUUUCAUAAAUAGAUCAGUAUAAAAAUAUGGCACUUUAUUAUUCUUAUAAAUUAGGUCUUCUGUUUUGACCAGCUUUUUCCAAAUGUGCAUUAUUUCUACAUUUCCUCUCAAAUCUCAGAGGAAAUAUAGCGAAAUCUCAAAUCCCCAUUCUCCUAAAUGGCACAACUGACUGCCAGCUCACGUUCAUAGAAGUGGUCAGUCACUCAGCUCUCUCCAUAUUUCUUCAGCUGCCCUACAACAUUACAUGAGCAGCAGUUAAAAAAAAAAAAAAAGACAUGAUUGCUGCCUUCACAUAUCUUGUGAAGCCAUGAAGAACAUGGCUACCCUGCAUGGUGCUAUAUGAUGGAGAAGCAAGAUAUUUAGACAUCUGCUGGGAAUUAGCAACUACUAACACUUUAAAUAAGGAAACAGAAUAAAUGGGAACUCUGUGGUGUCAUACACCAAACAGGAACACAAAAUAAAAAUGUCUACUGAACCAAAA